CUUGUGUACAAACGACACACAGAAACAUCCCUGACUUGACUGGAGCUCCUUAUUGGCCAGGAGUCCCUCAGCUGAGUGCGUAACGUUGCGCACUGGAGACGCACGGACCUGCCGGAGAAUUUGCCGAGAAUAACUCAUCUUGUGGAUACUCAAGUGUUUGGAUUUAAUAAAGAUUUAUCUCAGCCUGGGUACACCUUACAUGCCAAAGCUGGGGGAACAGAUUGGAACGCCGGAGACUUUUACGCGAAGCUUUAAAGUUUUCGCCACAAUAAUUGGUUAUCGGAUGGACCAACAUCCCAGCGCCCGGAGCUGCACCAGUCGCGGGGCUUCUUCCUGCGAGGCCGUCCCGACUGAGCCCUCCAUGAAUCUGUUCAUCCAGUCCACCACCGGCACACGCUUCGAGCUCUCCCUGCCCCUGGAGGAGACCGUGGAGGGACUGAAGAGGAGACUGUCGCAAAGACUCAAAGUACCAAAAGAGAGGCUCGCCCUUCUACACAAAGAAACGCGACUAAGUUCGGGUAAACUCCAGGAUCUAGGGAUCUCAGAUGGGAGCAAGUUAACGCUUGUACCAACAGUUGAAGCUGGCUUAAUGUCUCAAGCAUCAAGACCCGAGCAGUCAGUGAUGCAAGCCUUGGAGAGUCUAACAGAAACUCAGGUCAGUGACUUCCUGUCCGGCCGCUCCCCGCUCACCUUGGCGCUGCGCGUGGGCGAUCACAUGAUGUUCGUCCAGCUCCAGUUGGCGGCGCAGCAGUCCGGCGGGCCCCAGCUCCAGCACAGACACCUCAUUGCCCGGGGCAAUGCAGCAGAGACCGCCAUGGGACAGCCCGCGGGGCAGCCCCACGGCCCCCACCCUCACCCCCACUCCCACCACCACAACCCCCCACACCCGCACAGUCACCCCAGCUCCCACAUGCCCCAGCCUCACCCGGUGCCCUCCGCCCCCUCCCCCCCGGGCUCCCCCUCCUUCCCGCUGUCCUCCGCGCACCAGCCGCUCCCGCCCAUGUACCACCAGUCGCCCUCCCCCAGCCACUGUAGCCCCCCGACUCCCCCGCCCCACUCCCCUCGCCCGGCCCACUUGCCUGGAGGCCUGUUCCGCUCUCCGCCCCAUCACCACCAUCACCACCAUCACCACCACCACCACCAGCCUUCCUCAGGCCAACCCAGCCCCCACGGCGGCCAGGCCAGCCCUGUAGCCCCAGUCCUCUGCCCUGAGGCCAACUGCAGCACCAAGAGCCCCAGCGGUGGCAGCAGUCCCUCGCCACGCUCCCGUAAGCCCGGUGCCAUCAUUGAGAGCUUUGUUAACCAUGCUCCCGGAGUCUUCUCAGGGACCUUUUCAGGCACUUUGCACCCGAACUGCCAGGACAGCAGUGGGCGUCCCAGACGAGACAUUGGCACCAUCCUGCAGAUCCUCAACGACCUCCUGAGUGCCACACGCCACUACCAGGGUGUGCCCCCCUCCCUCACUCAACUCCGUUACCAGACCCAGUGUGGCUCACCCGCCUCCCCGUCCCCCUCGCCCCCCCCUUCACCCCCGGCCGCUGGCAUGACGGGCCUCUCUGCCAAAGCUACCUCGGUGCCCGCCGGCAACCCUAGCAGCCCUCCACCGACUCUUCAUCCACUGGUGCAGUGCCAGAGCCAGAUCCGCAUGUGCAAACCCCCUGGCGACCGUCUGCGUCAAACCGAGAACCGCGCGACUCGCUGCAAGGUGGAGCGCCUGCAGCUGUUGAUGCAGCAGAAGCGGCUGCGCAGGAAGGCCAGGCGGGACCAGCGCGCUCCCUACCAGUGGCUGCCCAACCGCAAGGCCGGACGUAGUAACAGUAACAGCAGCAUGUCCAGCGAGGGCUCCCUGGACCUGGACUUUGACGACUCAGUGUGGAAACCCGACGUCAAGGCUGACAUGAAGUCCGAGUUCGUCAUGGCCUGAGCCCCUCUGGUGCGCGGGGGCCAGAUCCACCGAGAGGUGCAAACCUUUGAUGGGGAUUGACAUAGAGAUAUUUUCUGAGGGGACGGAUUGGCAGGAUUUGAGACAGUAGCGUGCAAACAUGUCUUGUGCAAAGAGGAAAUCAAAGCGAUCGUAACGGCUCCUUGUGACUCGCGUCUGUCACAUGAAAAAGGCUCCCCCCUGCAGACUUUCAUGCCAUUCUGUCCUUCACGGUCGAAGUUCUGAAAAACAGCAACAGUAACAACUGAACCCUUUUGUGAUGCUUAGAUUUGGAAAGGAAGCAACGGGACUUAACAGUGUACAAGACUUACAAUAUGCUUACAGAGACUGCAAAUGAUGUACUGCCCUAUACGAGGCCGAACCAUACCUGAACUUGAGCAUAGCAGAAUUCAGUGGGUGGUGGUGGUAUUUUAUUAUGUUUUUUUUUUUUUUCUUCUUCUUUCUAAGGCGCACUCUGGACAGCUAUGAAGAGAUCCACACUGGACAAAUGAACAGCAUAGGAGCACUACAGGCCUCUGCAGGCUCUAAGUGUCUCCUGAUCACAUGAAUGGCAGACACUCAUCAAGCUGCCGAACUAUGGACUAAUUCCAACGGGCAUUCUUAUAUUCUUAUUGAUCUCAAAACUCACCAACCAGAGUCCAGUUUUACCUGUUACGGGGUGGUUAAACUUUUUUUUUUUUUUUUUUUUUUCAUUUUGAAACGUAUUACUAUGUUUUUUUCUAAACAAAAAAAAUAUGUAGCAUUGUUCACAAAGCAUUCAGGUUUUCAUAUAACAGUUCAAGUAGUUGUUGAUUUGCACAUUUUCAUGAUUUAUAACAGCUGGUCAAAGUGUGCAAGAAAGAGGUGGGGCCUGAACUAGAAAAAAAAAAUGAAUAUGGAAGUAUUGAUAUCAACCUCAGUGACAUAGGGUAUCGAUAGGAAUGAUUAAUGAAUAAACAAAAUUAAUAUUAACAGAAAGUGCUUUAGAGGAUUUUAAAAUCUUUAAAAUGUAUAUGGAAAAAAAAAUCUAUUUUUAUUUCUCUCCCUAUCUGCUGUUUUCAAAAAACAGCAGCCCUCUGUGGCUUUAGUCAAGUCAUUGACUACCAACAAGUACGUAUAUCCAUUCAAUCAUUCAUUAGCUCAUGCAUAUAUUAUAGUCAUUUAGCCACAACAAAGGAUAAGGGAUAAUUUUCAUCCAGCCCACCUCAUGUCUUACAGACCUGAAUGGACUUGUUGAGGGUUUUUACUGGAGUUUGUGUACAUUAAUGUGAUGACUGGCAAAGUUUUAUGAGGGUGUGUGUAUGUGUGUAAAUUGAUUUAGAAUAUCCAAUGUCUCCUACAAAGUUGUUUUUUUUUCCCCCUAAAUUCCCAUCGUUACUGAAAUCAUGGAGAUCAGUGCAGUGACUGCAUGAGUCGCCAGUUUAUACUGUAAGAGAAUGAAUCAUCAGACAAGUCAAGAUGAUUCCAUGUUUUAGGCCCAUUUGAUGAAUACCUUCACAAGUCCUGAUAAUGUUGACCGUAAUUUCAUUAUUGGCAAAAAGUGAGAAGUGGGAUCUGUAUCCAGCGUCAUUAUCUAGUGCCUCCACCAGUACAUCCACUGACAUAUCAGGUUAGGCCUUUCACAGUUUUGCUGCUACACAUGGGGACUUUAAAAAAAAAAAAUAAUUGGGAGGGGAAAAAGUGACUUUUCUUUGCAUGCAAAAGUGUGAAUUAUACUGAUCUUUUUUUCUAUUGAUGGAAGAAAAAAAAAAGAGAAACCGGUGCUGUGGGGACGGAGGUUAACAACAUGCAUGAAUUUGUGAAGAAAAUAAAAAAAAAAAACAACGCUGCUUUUGUUGGUUAGGUUUUGUAAUCUUUAUUUUUCAUUGUUAGAACAACAGUGUCCUGCUAAAGUAUUAAUGACGCAAAACCAAAACAGAUGAAGUAAGUGUGGACUCGUAUCUUCUUGCUCAGCACUGAACAUUCCUGCUCCGUGACAGUGAAGAUGUUGUUGACGAUGAUGAUGAUGAUGAUGAUGAUGAGCAAAGAGCAACUGACUCUACUCCCAAAACGCUGGUUUUACCCCCAUGAUUCUCAAGGACCCAAACAGCCUCUGAACUGUAAAGCCACCUCCCCUCCUCCCCGCCUGAACACCAACCAAGGCUCAUGUGGACGUAUAAGCAGGGAACCAAUGGACCAGCGGAUAUACAGUACUUUCCAUAAUAACCCGACCCUGUUCUAGAGACACAUCUAGUCUGACUGUCUGUCUGUUUAUCUGUCUGUCUGUCUGAUUGAUUGACCACCCUACCACAAUUGCACUCCCAGAGAUUGCAGUGAGAGAUUACCUUUUUGGUGAACCUCAUCUUUUUUUUAAGUGGCCUUACCUUUCACUAAAAAUGAGACACUUGGGGACAAUGGGGGGGCGGGAAUGUUUUUUGGUUUUUAAUCUUUCUGUGUAUUAUUGUCAGACUUGUUGUCAUCAAGGCACCAUUUUUUGUCACUGAGGACACUGGGCAUCUCUUGUUUAGUGCUUUUAGCUGGUGGAGUCUCUAUUAUGUCAAGGCUUCUGUGCCUUAAAAAUGUUGCCCUCGCAGUGUCAGUGUCAGAUUUUUAAGCUGAACCAACUCCUUUCCUUUGAUUACUAUAACAAGACUGUGGUAGUUGCAGCCAUGAGAGUCGUAGAUUUUAGGGGUAAGGCUUGUUUGAGUGAAUCGAUUGCUUUUCAAAAGUCGAUGUUGUUCCUCAAAUACUGUCUUUUCUCCCGUUUCUUCAUCGUGUCGCCAUGCUUGUCGGUCUCCAUCGUCUGAACUUCGUAUCCCUCUGACUCUGUCCUGCCACCAACAAGCUGCAAAGUAACUUUUGUUAGCCGAGGAAGUUCUGACCACAGUACUUAACAUGGCGCCAAACAGCCCCGAUUCAGAAUAGGAAAGUCCUCAGAGGACUCCAGACUACAUGCACUUCCUGUUUCCUUGGACACAACACAGUAAAGGACAAUUUACCCCCUGCCCCUCCCAAAUUUAAUUUAAUUUUUUUUUUUUUUUUUGUAUAUGUAUGAACUAUACUCUGUGUGUGCCUCACUUCUGUGUGAAACUCAAAAAGAUGAAACAAAACAAAAAAGAUGACAAGGGAUGAUGGGAUUGAAACACGUGGGCUGGGGGCAUUACAGAGGGUAAAAAACAGUAUGUUGGUGGAAUUCUGAUCACAUCAUUUAAGUUGCCUGUUCUUUCUUGUAGCCAACCAUUGAAAAUAAUAACAGGAUUCAAGAAUACAAUUUACAAUGUUCUAGCUCUAGACCGGUGUAGCACAUGUGUGACUGUAUUAAUUUAUGAAACCAAAAUGGUAACUGUGAAUUAUGUAUUUCUUUGUGCAUUUUCUAAAGUGGGGGAGAAGGUCGUCGGGACAUAGCAGCAGCUGAUGCUGCAUGUCCGAAACUUUUGUUUUUGGUGGAAUAUAAUGGAAAUGAUCAGUUUCCGGAAAAAAAGAAGAAAAAAAAACUAAAAAAUAUAUGAAUAUAUUUUUUUUCUUAAGCAAUACAUUUCAGUGUGACUUGUGAUAGAACAUUUUUCUUUUUUUUAGGUAAUAAAUAAAUGAAAAAAACAAAAUGAG
Messenger RNA from Myripristis murdjan (pinecone soldierfish), 5506 nucleotides. RefSeq names its product midnolin (gene midn). Lineage: Eukaryota; Metazoa; Chordata; Actinopteri; Holocentriformes; Holocentridae. The transcript is spliced from 8 exons. Gene Ontology annotation, molecular function: protein binding. Gene Ontology annotation, cellular component: nucleus. Bases 200 to 1924 code for a protein of 574 amino acids. The record is from RefSeq and is a predicted model, not a curated record.